UGCCGUGUGCUGACCGCUGAAGCGGCCGUGGCAGUCCGUCUCCACAUAAACCCGUGCACUUCCUCAUUUCCCAACGCCACAUUCCGCGAACCGGACCGAAUCCCGCUAGUGCCAGUACUACUACAAGUAGCGCUAUCGACCGCUAGUCUCGCAUCUACACAGCACAAGCACGACGCCGGCAGAAUCGGACAAUGGCGGCCGUGGCUAGGACGACGACGGCUAUGUCCAUCCUCGCGCUCGCGGCGCUAUUAGCCACCACCACCGUCCGCGUCGAUGGCGCCACGGCGGCCGCGCCGGCGCCGGCGCCGGCCGCGGACUGCACGGACGCGCUGCUGAGCCUGGCGGGGUGCCUGAGCUACGUGCAGGAGGGGAGCACGGUGGCGACGCCCGACCCGACCUGCUGCUCGGGGCUCAAGGACGUGGUGCGCAACGAGGUGGCCUGCCUCUGCCAGGUGUUCCAGGGCGGCCAGAACCUCGGCAUCUCCCUCAACAUGACCAAGGCCCUGCAGCUGCCCGCCGCGUGCAAGGUCAAGACGCCGCCCGUCAGCAAGUGCCACGUUGCUGUUCCUGGUGUGCCCAGCGCGUCUCCAGUUCCGGCUCCAUCUGCCGGAGCUGCCCCAUUCUUCGGGCAGUCGCCGCCGUCAGCAACCCCUUCGGAAUCACCGGCACCGGCAGGAACCGGGAGCGACUCCAACACUCCAGCUGCAGCUCCCUCCCCAGCGCGUUCUGGCGCGGCCAGCCUCUCGGCAUCAACGGCACAGACCACCUUGGCUGCAGCAGCUGUUGCCGCGACUCUGCUUGUGUACCGUGUUUUGUGAGCUGGGCUUACCUGUCAUGUUCAUUAGUCCGUGCACUCGUCUUACCCCUCUGUCUGACCACAGAUGAGAAGCGUAUAGCCCAUUAGCCCCUGUACCGAGAUGUAUCUUGUGAGAAUUCCCGUUCCGUUUUGCGCCACUUUUGAACGUGCAUUGUUCGUGGAUUUCAUUGCUACGCACAAUAAAUCAAUAACGUUACAAGUGA
Messenger RNA from Setaria italica (foxtail millet), 1020 nucleotides. RefSeq names its product non-specific lipid-transfer protein-like protein At2g13820. Gene Ontology annotation, molecular function: lipid binding. Gene Ontology annotation, biological process: lipid transport. The record is from RefSeq and is a predicted model, not a curated record. The transcript has 3 exons. Bases 192 to 818 code for a protein of 208 amino acids. NCBI's taxonomy places the organism in Eukaryota, Viridiplantae, Streptophyta, Magnoliopsida, Poales, Poaceae.